Pyrus x bretschneideri (Chinese white pear) is the source of this 1518-nucleotide messenger RNA. Its product is annotated as probable 2-oxoglutarate-dependent dioxygenase SLC1. NCBI's taxonomy places the organism in Eukaryota, Viridiplantae, Streptophyta, Magnoliopsida, Rosales, Rosaceae. The record is from RefSeq and is a predicted model, not a curated record. The transcript is spliced from 5 exons. Bases 108 to 1232 code for a protein of 374 amino acids.
CAUUAUUUCCAUCUUCAUUUCUUGUUGUUUCUACCCACUAUAUUUCCUUGUUUAUUAUCAUUCUCCUUUUUGGAAAAAGGUAGAGGUUAGGUUUUGGAAUAUAUCUCAUGUCUCCAACGAUGACAGUGUUGACAACUACCGAGAAUGGGGAAAGUGAUCAGUACCAAAAUGGCGUGAAGCGCUUGUAUGAGAAUGGUAUAAACAAACUUCCAAACAAGUACAUACUGCCCACUUUAGAACGACCUAACCGGAGUGAUGACCAGGAACCAAAAGUAUCCAACCAAAAUCUGAAGCUGCCCAUCAUCGAUUUCAAGGAACUGCAAGGUCCCAAUAGACCCCAAGUCAUUAAAUCUCUGGCUAAUGCCUGUGAACAAUAUGGCUUCUUUCAGUUGGUAAACCAUGGCAUUCCAAGUGAUAUUACAAGCAGUAUGAGCGACGUGAGCACUAGGUUUUUUGAGCUCCCUUUCGAGGAGAGAGCCAAGUACAUGUCCUCAGAUAUGCGUGCGCCAGUCCGAUAUGGGACUAGCUUUAACCAGAACAAAGAUAAGGUGUUUUAUUGGAGGGAUUUCUUGAAGCUAAUGUGCCAUCCUUUACCAGAUGUCCUUUCUCACUGGCCUUCGUCACCGGUGGACAUGAGGAAACUGACGGCUACCUACGCAGAGGAAAACAAAUACUUAUUCCUAAUGCUAAUGGAUGCCAUCUUUGAGAGCUUACGAAUUGUGGGAACCACAGAGAACACGACAGAAGAAGAUGAAAUAUUAAAGGACUUCAAAGAUGGGAGCCAGCUAAUGGUUGUGAAUUGCUACCCGCCAUGCCCCCAACCUGAUCUAACCCUAGGGAUGCCUCCCCACUCGGAUUAUGGGUUUCUUACAAUUCUUCUCCAAGAUGAAGUUGAAGGCCUUCAAAUUAAAAAACAAGAUAAAUGGAUCACCGUCGAACCAAUCCCCAAUUCUUUUGUGGUCAACGUUGGUGAUCACCUUGAGAUAUUUAGCAAUGGAAAAUACAAGAGUGUUCUACAUAGAGUGUUGGUGAAUUCUUUAAAAGGUCGGAUUUCUGUGGCCUCUUUGCAUACUCUACCUUUCACGCGCUCGGUUGGACCGUCGCCAAAUCUUAUCAACGAAUCAAAUCCAAAGCGGUACAAGGACACUAAUUUUGCCAGCUUUCUGGAGUAUAUUUCAUCUCGUGAGCCUAAAUGGAAGAAUUUCCUCGAGUCUAGGAAGUUAUUAACCUAAUUGAAAAGGCAUGCAUGUUAUGCAUGGAACUUCCAAUGACUGGGAAAAUCUGCUCGUUGACCUUUUGCAGUUUCAGUUAUAAUUAUGUAGCAAUAUUUCGUUGGAAGUUAAUUUUUCUCUUUUUUUUCUUUUGUUUUUGGGUGGGGUCCAGCAAAGGCUGAUUAUAAUCCAACCCUAGUGAGCACUACGUAGUUUAGUGCAUGACAACUUUCACAAAUGAGUUUAUCAAUUGUAUUGAUGGAUAUAUGAUGAUAUAUGAAGUUUCUACGAAUUAUACAAUUCUUUA